Heteronotia binoei (common prickly gecko) is the source of this 7248-nucleotide messenger RNA. It is a transcript of the gene CPD, whose product is annotated as carboxypeptidase D. The transcript is spliced from 21 exons. Gene Ontology annotation, molecular function: metallocarboxypeptidase activity; zinc ion binding. Gene Ontology annotation, biological process: proteolysis. Bases 96 to 4235 code for a protein of 1379 amino acids. Lineage: Eukaryota; Metazoa; Chordata; Lepidosauria; Squamata; Gekkonidae. The record is from RefSeq and is a predicted model, not a curated record.
GGCGCACCGCCCUUCCGUUCCCACCCAAUCGGGUGUCGAGUUACCUCAGAGCACUUUUUUCUCCGCCGCGGCCUGCCUAAAGCUUUGAGGCAGAGAUGGCAGGCCGGUGGCGGUUGGCGGGCGGCUCGGCGCCCUUGCUGCUACUCCCAACACUACUGCUGCUAUGGCGCGCGGAGACGGCGCAUAUUAAGAAAGCAGAAGCCGCGGUUUCCGCGACAACGGCGAACGCGUCAUUGGCCGGAGCGGCUCCGGCGAUGCACUACAUGGACGAGGCCGAGCUGGCGUCAUCGCUGAGGUCGCUGGCGGAGAACGAGGCUCCGCCGGGCUUGGCGCGGCUCUUCUCCAUCGGCCGCUCGGGAGAGGGGCGGGAGCUGUGGGUGCUGCGCCUCAGCGCCAACCUGCCGGAGGUCGAGGCGGGUCCCGAUGCCGACCCCGGGGGGCCGCCCAUCGCCGGCCGCCCUCAAGUGAAACUGGUGGCCAACAUGCACGGCGAUGAGACGCUGGGCCGGGCCCUCCUCGUCCGCCUGGCCCGCGAGCUGGUGUCCGGCUGGCUGCAGGGAGACCCCCGCCUGCGCCGCCUCCUCAACGGCACCGACCUCUACCUCAUGCCUAGCCUCAACCCCGAUGGCUUCGCGCGCGCCACUGAAGGGGACUGCGCAGGCGCCGGCGGCAAGGGCCAGGCAGGGACGGGCAGCGGGCGAGAGAACGCUCAAGGCAGGGACCUCAACCGCAGCUUCCCUGACCAGUUCGGGAGCGCGCAGCAGCCGGAUCUGGCCGCUGUCCCCGAAGUGCGCGCGCUCAUGGAAUGGAUGCGGCGCAACAGGUUUGUGCUUUCUGCAAACCUGCACGGGGGCUCCGUUGUUGCAAGCUAUCCAUAUGAUGACUCUGCGGUGCACCAGAGGUCUGGGUUGUAUAGCAGAUCUGCUGAUGACGAAGUCUUCAAGUACUUGGCCAAAGCUUAUGCAUCAAACCACCCCAUAAUGAAAACUGGCACCCCAAACUGCCCUGGAGAGGAGAAAGAAGUUUUUGAAGGAGGCAUCACUAACGGUGCUCAGUGGUAUGAUGUGGAAGGUGGCAUGCAGGAUUAUAACUAUUUGUGGGCCAACUGCUUUGAGGUCACCUUCGAGCUUUCCUGCUGCAAAUACCCACCAGCAUCGCAGCUUGAGCUGGAGUGGGAAAAUAACCGGGAAUCUCUUCUCAGCUUUAUUGAAAAAGUCCACAUUGGGAUCGAAGGGUUUGUCCGGGAUUCGGUCACUCAGGCUGGCUUGGAAAAUGCGACUAUUGCCGUGGCUGGGAUUGCUCAUAACAUCAGAACUGGUCGUUUUGGUGAUUAUCACAGAUUGCUGGUUCCCGGAACCUACAACAUCACGGCAGCUGUUGUGGGUUACCUGCCAGUCACCAGAGUAAAUGUUGAGGUGAAGGAGGGGAAUGCAACUGUGGUGGACUUCUCCUUGGAACCUACAAUAGCAGUGGCGAUCUCCGACCCUACCCAGGACACACCAGUAACUGCCACAGACUCUGCUCCCAAUGCCACCGAUGUGACUAGUACAGAAAUGCCAACCACUACCCAUCAAGCGAUCCAGCCAAAGGACUUCCGUCACCAUCACUUCCCAGACAUGGAAAUCUUCCUGAGGAAGUAUGCCAACGAGUACCCAAGCAUCACCCGCCUCUACUCAGUGGGCAAGUCGGUGGAGCAGAGGGAGCUGUAUGUAAUGGAGAUAUCAGACAACCCAGGCGUCCAUGAAUUAGGCGAACCAGAAUUCAAGUACAUUGGUAACAUGCAUGGCAAUGAGGUGGUGGGCCGAGAACUGCUCCUUAAUCUCAUUGAGUACCUCUGCAAGAACUAUGGAACUGAUCCUGAAGUAACAGACUUGGUUCAAAAGACUCGAAUCCACAUCAUUCCCUCCAUGAACCCUGAUGGCUAUGAGAAAUCUCAAGAAGGAGACAGACAGGGAACUCUUGGCAGAAAUAACAGCAACAAUUAUGACCUAAACAGGAAUUUCCCAGAUCAGUUUUUCCAGAUUUCAGACCCUCUACAGCCAGAGACAAUGGCUGUCAUGAAUUGGCUGAAGACCUAUCCUUUUGUGCUGUCUGCAAACUUGCACGGAGGGUCUCUGGUCGUUAAUUACCCCUAUGAUGAUGACCAACAUGGCGUUGCUAUGUACAGUAAAUCCCCAGAUGAUGCCCUGUUCCAACAAAUAGCUCUUUCCUACUCCAAGGAAAAUGCACAAAUGUUCCAGGGUCACCCAUGUGCAGAUAUGUAUCCUGAUGAAUACUUCCCUCAUGGUAUCACUAAUGGAGCUCACUGGUAUAACGUUCCAGGUGGAAUGCAGGACUGGAAUUAUUUAAACACAAAUUGCUUUGAAUUGACCAUUGAGCUGGGCUGUGUCAAAUACCCCAAGGCAGAAGAGUUGCCCAGGUACUGGGAGCAAAAUCGCAGGUCUCUCCUGCAGUUCAUUAAGCAGGUUCACCGAGGUGUCAAAGGGUUUGUGUUGGAUGCCACAGAUGGACAGGGCAUCUUAAAUGCAACCAUCAGCGUUGCUAACAUCGAUCACCCUCUCUCUACUUAUUUGGGUGGGGACUAUUGGCGCCUGUUGGCCCAAGGCACUUACAAGAUCACAGCAUCUGCCCGAGGGUAUAAUUCGGAAACAAAGAUUGUGAAAGUAAGUGACAAAUCCGCAGUGCAAGUCAACUUCACUUUGACCCGGAAAGAUUCCAAAAUGGAGGAGGGGAAAAUGCCAGAUAUUAACAUGGCAGAUACCAGUGACCCAGUCACCAAGGAGUUUGAGAUGCUGAUCAAAAACCUCUCGGCUGAGAAUGGGCUAGAGCACCUCUUGCUGACUUCCACAGCAGAUGUUCUUCCUUAUCGGUAUCGACCAUACAAGGAUCUGUCCAUGUUUCUUCGAGGCCUGAACCUGAAUUACCCUCUGAUCACUAAUCUCACUAGUUUAGGCCAGAGCGUUGAGUUUCGCCAGAUCUGGUCCCUGGAAAUCUCGAACAAACCCAACCAAUCUGAACCGGACGAGCCAAAGAUCCGCUUUGUCGCUGGCAUCCACGGCAACGCUCCAGUUGGCACAGAACUACUUUUGGCGCUGGCAGAAUUCCUCUGCAUGAACUACAAAAAGAAUCUGGCUGUCACAAAGCUGAUCGACAAGACAAGAAUUGUGAUAGUGCCAUCCCUGAACCCAGAUGGGCGUGAGGUCGCUCAGGAGCGAGACUGCACUUCAAAGAUAGGGCAAACCAACGCACACGGCAAAGACUUGGAUACCGAUUUCACAAGUAAUUCCUCCCAGCAGUCUGGUGCCCGGGAACCAGAAACCAAGGCCAUCAUCGAGAACCUGAUAAUGAAGCAAGACUUCAGCCUCUCUGUCGCCUUGGAUGGAGGGUCCCUGCUUGUGACUUACCCCUACGACAAGCCAGUACAGACAGUUGAGAACAAAGAGACACUGAGACAUUUGGCAUCAUUGUAUGCAAACAACCAUCCCACAAUGUACCUUGGCCAGUCCAGCUGUCCAAACAAAUCAGAUGAGAACAUUCCAGGAGGAGUGAUGCUUGGGGCAGAGUGGCAUAGUCACUUGGGCAGCAUGAAGGAUUUCAGUGUUGCGUAUGGGCAUUGCCCAGAGAUCACAGUGUACACUGGCUGCUGUUACUUCCCAGGUGCAGGACAGCUCCCUACGCUGUGGGCAGAGAACAAGAAAUCUCUCCUUGCCAUGCUUGUCGAGGUUCACAAAGGAAUCUAUGGGCUGGUCCAAGACAGGCACGGAAGACCAGUUUCCAAAGUUGAAAUUGUGCUGAAUGAACGAGUGAAAGUCAGCCCCAAGGAAGGGGGCUAUUUCCAUGUGUUGCUGACUCCUGGAUAUCAUAACCUUCAUGCCAGAGCUGAUGGUUAUCAGCAGCAGCACAUCCAGGUCUUAGUUCACCAUGACGUUGCUACUUUUGUGCACAUCCAGUUCGAUAUGGACAACAGGAUUUUUGGUCUUCCCAGGGAGUUGGUGGUCACGGUAGCAGGUGCCACCAUGUCAGCUCUGCUCCUCACAGCCUGCAUCAUCUGGUGCGUCUGUUCCAUCAAGUCCAACCGGCACAAGGACGGCUUCCACCGCCUACGGCAGCACCACGACGAUUACGAGGACGAGAUCCGAAUGAUGUCCACGGGGUCAAAGAAGUCCCUUCUGAGCCACGAAUUCCAGGACGAAACGGACACUGAGGAGGAAACACUUUACUCCAGCAAACACUGACCCAUCUGCUGGCAGGGGAGGCUCCCUGCAGAGACAGACGCUGCUGCAACACUGAGCAUUACUCAAGCGACGGACCUAGAUCACGUGACCUCUGGAGCCAGGACCUCUGCAGAUCACUCUCAUUCCUAUUUAUGCACAAGGAAGCUCUGCCACUGGCAAUUUUUCCAGUGGAACUCUUGAACUGGGGCUCUCUCAGAGCUAGUAUCAGCAGCCUGGUUGCUCGCAGUCCACUCCAGGGAAGCAGAGCCGCUGCUGGUAGCCACCUUUGUAGCACUUCAGCUUUUUUUUUUUUGCCUAAGUGUCUGGGAAUGUUCACUCCUUGAGGGAAAUACGUUGUAGUGACCAUGAUUUCCUCUAAGCUGUUACAACAGCAGAAAGGUGGCUUCAGAACGUCUUUCACUUCUGCCUUUGUUCAAGUCCCGCAGUCUUGCUCCCUUCUUGGAAGCAUUGAAACAUCUCCUCCUAAUAAAAACUCUAGAUUAGAUAAUAUUGGCAGCUCACGGGCCACAAAGAAAACAGGACAGGAUUGUUGUAUCCAGAUGUGAGAAUCUCUGGUUGAGGCUGCGGCCUGUGCAAAAUAAAAACCAAUACGUUUGUUUUGUUUGAAUUCUCUUGCACAAAUAACUGCUUCGGAAUAUCUACGGUUUUCUACGUGAGAAUGUAGAAUAGCAAAAGAUGUACUUAACAGGAUAACUUCCGGUCUGUCUAACAUUGGCUCAUACCGUUACCAAGAGAUGGAUCUCCCAGACUGGUGCCAAAUUGGAUUUUUUUUUUUGUGGCCCGUUUUUUGGGGUCAGCCUUUUUGGGCAGCUGUAGUCUGGAAAUUCUUUUUAAAAAUGGCCUCCUAAUAAAUCAAUAUAUUAACCUAGACACUGUUUUGACGGUUCAUAGGGCCACUUUAAAAAAAUCUUCUCCCAUCAUCCUCUCGCCAGCCUGAGUUUGUUACUACAGAUUUUAGCUCUUCUGUUGACAUCUUGCUGUUGUUCUGUGUCCAAACCAUGCAGUGGUCCUAUUUUAGGAUAGAGACUUGUGUAGUGGUUUUUAUCGCAGGAUCUGAGGAACAUGUCUAGCCAAUUUUUCAAAGCACUUUGGUUUGGGGGGUGGGAAGAGUGAGAAGCUGUUGCGCAGUAGCUGCGUGUUGGGCCACAGAAUCUGUCUUAGAUCAGCUCUUCACCUGUGCCAUUAUAAAAAAAACAAACCAUAUUUUUACAAAUUUGUUUUAUUGAGGAGAAAACUGGGUUCAGUUGAGUGAAUUAUUAACCCUGGCAAGCAGUGAAGGUAAUUUGCUAAAGAAUGAGAAUUAGCUCUCGGAUAAUGGGAUUGGACUAAUUUCUCCAAAAUGCUAGCUGGCAAGAACGGAAGAUGCAACUGUCUUGCAUGUUGGUUUAUGACCAGAUAAUGGACUCCCCCCCCCCCCCCCGCCUUAGCAUAUGUUGGAUUGCUGUCUUUGGUUUUCUGUCCUCCCCACCCCCAAUAUAUGCUUGCAAAGGAUUUGUUCCUCAAAGAGCCUGAACUCUGCACAAAGCAAGCAUCUGUUUAUUGGCAUUUUGCAGCCUGUCUCUUGGGUCGGUGAUGGCGAAUACAUUUUACCUCCAUGUCAGAAUUAGAAACACAAAAGUGAGUUUUUCUGUGGUACCCCAAGCCUCAAACUACACUAUCUACCAAGAUGAUUCCCAGCUUGCCAAUAGUAUGAUUCUUUGAUGUGCCUUGGCAGCUUUAUUCUGUGGUUUAGGGGUUCUAAAAAAAAAUCCCCCCCCCCAAUAACCUUUAGUCUCCCUUCUGAAAUGUGAGAAAGGUUGGCUUUGUGGUAAAGGUUGAACGUGGGCUUUGAUUUCCAGCAGAUGCGAUAGAAUGAGUUUUCUACUGUGGCUGUCUGUCUACUUCUGGCACACAGUUAAACUGUAUUCCAGCCUCUGUUACUUUAAAAUGACUGAAUCAAUAUAGCGUGGGGCCAUUUUUAUGCAUUUUUAGAUCUACUCUGUUUCAUAGAUUUUGAGAGAGUGCAGUGUGAUUGAUGGUUACCAUAUUUGAUUUAGAUUAGCAAGACCUGGGUUCAGAAAUCCCUGCUUAGCCAUGAAGCUCAUUGGGCUAGUUGCUGUUCCACCCCCUAACCUACCUCACAAGUUGCUUUUGAGGCUAAAAUGAGGGGAAGGAAAUUCUAUGAACGCUUCCCUAAGAAGGACAGGAUAAAAAAUAACAAAGAUAAUAGGUCAUGUAAAUGAGGUAGGAAACCAAGUGCCUGAGCCUGUUAAGAACAGCUUGAGGUUAGACACAUUCAUCCCGUUGUGGGUUUCUGUGACAGUAUCCCAGUCAUAUUCUGCCUUAACUGAUCUUCAGGGUGUUCUUUUUAAAUAUCUGGAGGCAUGUAGGCUUUCUUUUAAAAUUAAAAAAAAAAGAAUGUUAGAUUACCAUUUCUGGACAUUUUCCCUCAACAUUUAUUCUUCUUGCCAUGUUCCAGGCCUUCGGGGUGAGGGUGGGGGUGGGGUAUGCAUUUCUAAUGCAUAUCAAGAUUUCCCCUCACCAUUUCCCCCCCAGCCUUCUUUAUCAAGCAAUAAGUGGUGGCUGAGCAUCACAAUGGCCCUUUCACCGGCUCAAGGAGCUUGUUCGAAAAUUGGCUAGUACUGCAACUUUGAGGCAAAUUCUGCCUUGCUUAAUGGGGAACCGGCAGCCUCCUUCCGGCAGCAAUUGAUAUAGUUUUUAGACUGAUGAAACGGCACCUGCCCAAGCUCUUUGCACCCGUUCCCACCUCAGCAUCUGCCAUCUCUGGCACCAAAGUGUCGCCUCCUGCAGCUGCUUUUACGUACCUUUGUCACUGAUCUUCGAUCCAUGCACAGUGUGCCUUUUGAAAACAGAUUUUGCAGGGAGGCGUUUGGACUGAGAAUGACACCCAGUUGGUGUAGUUGAUGACAACUUUGUAUCUUUUCCCACACUGACCGUCUCAUCUGCGUAUGUGUACAUUUUGUUUUAUGUGUACAUUGGGAUCUAAUAAUCUGUAUAAAACUAUUUUACGAUG